Aspergillus ibericus CBS 121593 is the source of this 882-nucleotide messenger RNA. RefSeq lists its product as uncharacterized. Lineage: Eukaryota; Fungi; Ascomycota; Eurotiomycetes; Eurotiales; Aspergillaceae. The transcript has 4 exons. Bases 98 to 481 code for a protein of 127 amino acids. The record is from RefSeq and is a predicted model, not a curated record.
UUUCGAGUCUCUUCCUUCCUUCCUCCCAACAUUUCUCUCCCAUUCAAUCAAUUGAUUUCAAGGCGAACAAUCCCUGCACGAGGUGUCCAUAUCAACCAUGACGUCGUCCCGCUCUCUCCAGGCUUCGGCUCUCACGUUCACCACCCUCGCCAUUGGACAUACGCUUGGAGGGAGACAAUGGAUCGCUGAACCGGUAUUCGGGACCAUUGCGGGCUCGAAGCCAUGGGCCUGUGGCAUUGUUGGCUGGUACCAGGGGAGUGCCUUUUUCUUGGCGACCGGCCUCCUUCAUUAUCAAUGGUCCCGCAACCCCCGGGCCCUGCAGGAUCCUACCAACAAGGCCAUCGCUGUCAUCGUCAACGCACUGAUGUGGGCCAGCUCCGCUUGGUAUUUCCGUACCGGCAUCAAGGAGAAUGGCUGGGCGGUGGGAUUCGGUGCGGCGCUGCAGGCGUGGGCGGUGGUGAGGGCCUGGGCUAAGUAUUAGAAUGCUGGACUUGAUAGGCUCCGGGUCUGAAAUAAGCGGAGCUUGUCAUAACGCUUCAACUUAGAAUGUGCCCAGCUUUAAGUAUUCAAGGCAAUUAUGCAACCGUUUACCUACUCAGAAAUACAGUCCAGGAUACACUUAGAAGAUAUCAGGACAAUUUAACGGAAGACUUACCAUCUACAAGCUUCAUCCUUCAUCAAAUUACGCCACAUUCUGCUGCUUCACAAUGAUUCCAAGCAUGGAGAAACAAGCUCCGGCAAUCUUACUCACUCGGGCCAUAGUACUUGGUUCAGUUGCCAUUACUCAGAUCAAUCCAUUACCUAUAUCUCUAACAACCAACACAACCUCCUCUGACCCGCAGGAUCUGUUACUCCUCCCCCAACACCUCUCUUCAUUCUAUA